Messenger RNA from Helianthus annuus (common sunflower), 852 nucleotides. RefSeq lists its product as uncharacterized. Lineage: Eukaryota; Viridiplantae; Streptophyta; Magnoliopsida; Asterales; Asteraceae. The coding region runs from base 1 to 852 and encodes 283 amino acids. The transcript has a single exon. The record is from RefSeq and is a predicted model, not a curated record.
AUGGAAGAAACACUUUUUUGGCACGACAAUUGGUUGGGUCGAGGGCCGUUGAAAUAUUUGUUCCCUAAUAUUUUCAAGUUGGCAAUUGAUAAAGGAGGGUAUUUAGACUCCUAUUUCGAGAUGGUCGGGUCCACCUACCAGUGGAAAUGGGGUUGGAUAACAAACCCAAGGUCUGAGGUGGAAUGGAGGGAAAUUGGCAAUUUAAUGUGCUUUCUUCAGCAAGUCCGUUUCAAAGGCGGAAAGGAUAUGUGGCGUUGGGAUAAUGAUCGAGGGGAGAGGUUCUCCACUAAAAGUAUUCGCCAAGAGUUAGAGCUGAAGGGCACGGUUCCUAGCGACUGUGGAUCCUUCAAAUGGAAUGCUUGGGCUCCUCUCAAGGUUAACUACUUAGUUUGGCGGGCCGAGCUUGGGAGAAUUGCGGAUAAACUAAGCUUGGUGAAAAGAGGGAUUAAUAUCACAAACAAUUUUUGUAGCAGGUGCGGAAUAAACGAGGAAUCAAGCGACCAUCUCUUCGUAUCUUGCUUAUGGGCUAAAGCGGUUUGGUGGAACAUUCUGAGGUGGCUAAAAAUCUCUAUGGAUUGCGAGUGGGUUUCGGUUUCACAACUAUUUGAGCACAUCUCGGUGCAAGUUGGAUCAAAAAAGUGGAAGCAAACAGUGCAAAUGGUGGCUAUGGCGUGUAUGUGGAGACUAUGGUUAGCACGAAACGAAAAGGAAUUCAACGACAACAUGGUCCCUGUCCAGACUAUUGUGGAGUUGACAAAAGAAGAAUCAUUCUUGUGGAUGAAGAAUAGAGCAAAGGGUAUCUCAACGGGCUGGAACGAGUGGGUCACUUUUGACAUUUCUGCUAUGUUGUAA